GGAAUCAUGGGAAGGUUCCGGCGCCAAGUUCCAAGAUGGCGGAAAAACAUCAAACAACAAAACACAAAACGAUCUACAAAAGAAAUGCAUUGAGCAUAUUUUUGUAGUAUUUAAAUUAUAUCAGGUUAUAAAUCGCAAAAAUAUGGCUGGAGCGGGUCGAGAUCUCUUUAAAUGGAAUAGGCAAACCAAGCCUUCUCCGAACUACAACAAGAAUAGUAGUGUCCAGAGUUGGAUAAAGAAUGUACAAAGAGCAUCUGAUAAUGCAGCACGAGAGAUGUUUGGAAAUGAUUUUCACAGAGUGCUUGAUCAAGUUCAUGUUGAUGAAGAUGCCUUGAUGGAAGAACCGCAAACUUCAACCCCAGUAGGAAAGCACCACAACAGAAUGGCAGACCCAGAGAUAUCUCUUAGUGAAGCUGGCAGUGACCAGGGGGACAAUAUUGUAGAUAUAACAGGCAGCACAAUCUGCCGCCUUGGAUAUUCCAUUGUGGAUGGGGAAGUGGUGGUGGAUCAGGAGCAAGAGGCAGAAGAGAGUGAGGAGAGCUACUCGAGUCAGAGUGACGAUGACCUUGAUGAAUCAAUAAAGACUGCUCUUGAACUAUUGAAUACUGAUUUGGAUAUGUCUGAUGAUGAGAGUGAAAUUGAUGAUAUCUCAGAAAUGUGUAUAGAGGAGGAUGAGUUAGAAAUUGAGUCACCCACAACCACAUCAAUGCUAUCUGUAUCAGAGAUAGCAACACCAGAUCAACCAAAGGCCAUUCAACCUGAGACACCAAAGGACACCCCAUCAAUGCUACCUGUACCAGAGAUUGCAACACCAGCACAGCAACCUGAGACACCAAAGGACAUCCCAUCAAUGGUACCUGUACCAGAGAUUGCAACAUCACAGCAACCUGAGACCAUCCAACCUGAGACACCAAAGGACAUCCCAUCAAUGGUACCUGUACCAGAGAUUGCAACACCACAGCAACCUGAGACCAUCCAACCUGAGACACCAAAGGACAUCCCAUCAAUGGCACCUGUACCAGAGAUUGCAACAUCACAGCAACCUGAGACCAUCCAACCUGACGAACCUGAGCAACCUGGCAUCCACCUGAAACCAGAAUGUUUUCUCAGGGAGAAGCAGAUAAAUUUUUUCAGGGAGGAAUUAAGGAUGGUGCAAAGCACAAAAGUGUUGUGUUCCCUGGAUCUCCUGGCUGACGAAUUCAGAAAGAGAUGUGGACAGCCAGGGUGCACUGAGAAACCAACAGUGAAACAUGUGAUUAAUGGAGUAGGCGCCACCUUUAUUUCAGUCUGCAGUAUGGGCCACCAGGGGCGUUUUACUACAACAGAGUUUGAUGGAAAUGGAAUGUCAGUAAAUAAUUUACAGGUUGCAGCAGCUUUACUUCUCUCUGGCAACAACUUCGCGAAAAUUGAAAAAUUUUCCAAAUUCCUUGGCCUUUCCUUCAUCUCAGCAAGCACGUUCUACAGGGUCCAGCGCCUGUAUGCUAUUCCCACCAUCAAUGAAUGGUGGGAAUGGAUGAGGGAAACAAUAAUCAACACCUUGCAAGAACAGGAUGUUGUCCUCGCCGGGGAUGGACAAUGCGACUCGCAGGGAUUUUCCGCGAAGAACCUGUGCUAUUUUCUUAUGGAAAUAGUGACUGGUUACAUUCUUGAAGUGGAAAUAAUGGACAAGCGCCAUGUAAAUAUGAAAUCUGCAACCAUGGAGAGGAAGGCAUUAGAUAAUGCUCUCUCUAGGGUGAAGAAAGUGCUGUCAGUGACAGAAGUCUGCACGGAUGCCUCAUCUUCAAUCAAGAAAAUGAUAGGUAUACACAUGUUUUAUUUUAAAAGGUGGGAUGUGUGGCACAAGGCAAAAAGUAUAAGGAAAUGCCUUCUCAAGGUGCACAACACCAGGGAGAAUGGAAAGGUGGGUAAGUGGACGGACCAUAUCAUCAGGCACUUUUGGCACUGCUGCAGCGUCUGCGGGGAAGGCACAUCCACAGAUGAGGAGGCUCUUGAGAGGCUUAAGAACCAAUGGAUCAGUCUUCUUCACCAUGUGUGCAACACCCAUGAAUGGCCAACUGGCAAAUGCCACCAUGGAGAUUUGCCUGAUGAGCAUGAACUCCCUUGGUUUGACAGGCGUGACAAAGACUUCCAAGCUCUCCAGAAAGUCAUCCUUGAACCAUCGUUGCUUGACAGUUUCAAGUCAUAUGUUCGUUUCAGACACACCGGUGCCCUAGAAUGUGCAAACAGCCUAUCACUGGCAUAUGCUCCCAAACGGUGUGCUUUCUCGUAUGAAGCAUAUAAGGCCCGAAAGCAGCCUUCUGCAAUUGAUUGGAACUUCCACCAAGGUAGAGAGAAAGCAGUCAAUAAUGAGGGGGAGCAGAUGGUAUCAAGAAAAUACAAUAGACGCACUAAAGAGUGGAAUUUGAGAAUAAUCAAAGUAGGCAAGACUUAUGACUACAUCCCAAUGCUGAUGGCCAUGAUUCUCCGAAAACGAUUCACUGACAUUGAUGGAAUUACCCGGCAUGUUAGUUUAGCUGAAGAUGACCCUGCCCGAAUCCAACCAACCCUUGCAAUGGCCAAGCCUGUUAGCUCUCGUGAACUGUUUCAAGCACACCAGUCGAGGUUCAGACCUCCUAGCACGGAAAAUGAGUGAUGGAAACCAACUCAUACACCACUUAAGGUUAUUUUAUUUGGUAUUAUAUAUAUACAUAUAUUCCAUUUUUACAAGAGACAUAAUUUGUGAUAUAUAAAUAAACACUUUUGAACUGAAA
Nematostella vectensis (starlet sea anemone) is the source of this 2750-nucleotide messenger RNA. RefSeq lists its product as uncharacterized. The record is from RefSeq and is a predicted model, not a curated record. The transcript has 13 exons. Bases 143 to 2632 code for a protein of 829 amino acids. Lineage: Eukaryota; Metazoa; Cnidaria; Anthozoa; Actiniaria; Edwardsiidae.